UUUUUCAUAUUUUCAAUUUUAUUAUGAGUUCUGAACAAUUGAACAACAACAAUUCUUCUAAUGAAGCAGGGUUGAAUUCAGUAACAGAAAAAGUACUUGAUGUCAGUUUACCACCAAGUGAAUGGUUUGAUGAAAUGUUUGGACCUUCAAUUUCUGUGUUAUCAGACAUUGAUAAGACAAAAAAUCAAACGAAUGGAACUACGGCUCGUCAAAUUACAAAAACGCCACGGAGUAAGGACAUUAAAACUGAAGUGGUUGAUAUAUCUGAUGAUGAUGAGCAGAAUAAGACAGUUGUUCAGCCAAUUAAUUUGUCUGAUGAGUUCUGCGAUGUUACCCAGGCAGAAAGUAUUGCUUCACUGAGCCACAAUGAUCUUGAAUUAACCCCUAUUGAUGAUGAUAUUCAACCUUUGGAAAUGACAACAGAAGCAAAUGCUUUAAGUGCUGAGCGACAUAACAUAACUAAUGAAUUAAAGAAAAUUGUUUUGACCAAAAGUCGUUUAAAUGUUCUUGCUGAGGCAUCGGCUGAAUCUUUUCACAAGGCUGUAAUUGGUUGUUUUGUUCGAGUGCAUGUACCAGGGAUUGCAGAACAUUUCAAAGAUUUACUUUUUUUUGAUCAAAUUGAAAAUGUUUUUGAACCGAUGAGUUUUCAACAUUUUUGGUUUAAUCGGCGUUUUAGACUUGUUAACUUUGGUGAUUUUGAAAUUGGAAAUAUUUUUGACGUGGAGGUUAAUGAUAAUGAUAUCCGUAAAUGGAUAUGUUAUGUUGAAGCUAAAGAUGGUAAACUGCCAACUAUGGAAUUUAUCAAACAGAAGGAGGCAGAGUUAUUUUCUGCAAUGAAGCAAAUUAAAGAAAAUCCUAAACAACAAAACAAAAUAAUUACAAUUUCUCCUAGCAAAGUUAAAAUUAAGCAGGAGAAUUUAGAACAAAUAACGCUGGGAAUUGAUUCACUUCGCAAUUUGGCAAAAUUGGAUUUUGAUCGUUUUCGACAAACUGUUGAGGGAUGUUUUGUUUGUAUCCAGGCAAUUAGGAAAGACAAACCACCAAAUUGCCAAUAUCAUAUUUGCCCAAUUAAAAAAUGUAUUAGAAGCGGAAAAGAGUAUAAAAUUAAAAAUGUUGCUGUUGUUGAUUAUCAGCUUGUACUUCCAUAUUAUGGCAAAUACAAUUUAAAUUGGCUGCGUGAUGAUUUUUCUAUUGUUAAUGAGGAUGGUUUUAGACUUUGGAUUGAAGAUAUGAAUUUUUGGAAUGAAGAAAUUCCAAAUUUGGAUCAGAUUAGAAAUAAAGCUGCUAUACUUCAAUUAAUGUUAACUGAAGCAGCAACAUUGCCAACUCUUAAAGAAAAGGAUCAAAAUUCGGAAAAUGAAAAAUAUAAGAACAUGCCUGUGAAAUCAGCACGUGAUUUAGAUGGUUGUUUGUUAACCCAUCAACGUUUAAAGAAACUUUCUAUACUUUGUGAUCAAGUUGAAUUAUUGGAUAUGACAAUGACUGGCUGUUUUGUUCGUUUGAAAAUUGGGCCUACUAAACAAUUUAAGGUUGAUCAAGUCAAGCGCGUCGAAAUGGUUGAGGUUAAGGAGGAAAAAGACAAAGAAACAAGUGAAAUCUCAAAUGAAAGUAAAAAGAAAGAAUUAGUUUUGCAUUUAAAUUCUAUUGGCACAAUUACAAUGAGCAAUUUAUUUAAAGUAGCAAGUCAAUUUAAAAUUGAGGAGCAAGAAUUUCGUGAAUGGCUUCGAAUUAUGCAUCGUCGUCACGUUGAUGAAAUUCUUCCGACAAAAGAAUUUCUCGACAGAAAACAACAAGAAAUAGAAAGGGCAUUGAAAUUAGCCGUUGAUAAAGAAGAUAAGGAAGAUAGAGAAAGGCAAAUUACUCGCUCAGAAAUUGUUAAUCGUGUUAGUCGUCCAAAUUUUGAUAAAUCACGCCAUAAUAGAAAGACUGCUCAAUAUGAAUCAACUUCAGAACGAACACCGGUAAAUCGACCUCGCUCAGCUGGUCCGACGCGUGGAAGACAGUGGAGUGGAUAUAAGGCAUAUCAGGCGUAUUCAACUCGACCUGUUGUUCAUACAACACCCGGAGUUAAACCUGGGUGGACUUCAUCAGGAAUGAUUAAUUCUAUCAAUUCUACUGAUCUAUACAACAGUGGAAGUGAUAUGCUUGAAUCUCUGCGACAACAACAGCAACAAACUGAUAAUUUAUCUCUCUUAAGCAGCACUAGCGAUCAUCAAUUUUUUCCAUCUGUGAAUAAUUCUAUACUUGGAAAACGUUCAACUUUUCCCGAAGAUGCGCGUCGAGGAAUGUUGGAUUUGUGGAAAACACAAUUAAAAGCUACAGAGCAACGACAACGUGAACAAAUUUCUUUGAUCGAUGAUGAACCUACUUCUGAUUUUCGUGUUCCUUUUGUACGUGGCGGCACUAUUCUUAACGACCGUUCUUAUGAAACUGAGUUACGUUCUACUCCAAAUUUUUACUCUUCAUCUCCCAUUCAGAAAUCUGCGCCUCAAUACGUUUCGGGUGGUCUCUUCACUCCAGGAUCUCGUCGAAUUGAUGUACCUUCUCGUUAUCAAUCAAAUUCUACAAGUUUGUUAAAUGAUCUUGCAGGGGAACAGAUAUUUUCUAAUGCUUCUACUUCAUCUGCGGCUCGGACAGUUGCUGAACUUCUAUCACUUUAUGAUCCAUAUAAUACACCAACAUUAGCUGCAAAGAGAUCUCGUCCAUUAUCACCAUUGGCUCCGCCAGUACAACGCUUCUUUUGA
Messenger RNA from Meloidogyne enterolobii, 2744 nucleotides. Lineage: Eukaryota; Metazoa; Nematoda; Chromadorea; Rhabditida; Meloidogynidae. The record is from the annotation of a GenBank genome assembly.